ACAGAGACGCUCGUGGGCUCUUUUCUUCCGGGUCACGGUCAGGCGUGUUGCUGAACAACAUUCAGGUAAAUCAUGGCAUCAGCAGAGGAUGACUUUCCCCGGGGAGGGACAGUAAAGAAGAAGUCUGCUGACAGUAAAAUCGCGGUGGGACGAGCUCAAGUGGACAACCUGUUCCAGGUGAAUGAACCAACAGAGAAUAAAAAAAGAAAAGGACGAGCCAAAGAUGAGAGCAAACCACUCAAAAAGCAGAAAUCAGAUGAUGCCCUGAUGCUCAAUGCUCCUGCUAAGAACCUGGAGAUUCUUCACACCAAGAACGUGAAGGUGGGCAUGCUGAUGCUGGGUUGUGUGAAGACGGUGGCAGACUUUGAGGUGAGCGUGGGUCUGCCCUGUGGCCUGCAAGGCUUCCUCAGCAUCAAAAACAUCUGCGACUCCUACACCAAGCUGCUCAGCGAUCAGCUGGAGUCUGAUGACGCAGAGAUCUGCUCCCUGCCCCACCUUUUCCACCCCGGCAUGGUGCUCAGAUGUGUGGUCGCUCAGUUGGAUGUCACAAAAGGAGGAUCACUGAGCAUCCAGCUGUCAAUCAACCCAAAACUGGUCAACAAGAGUGUCACUUCCAGCUCCCUGAAGGCUGGAAUGGUCUUGAGUGGGUGUGUGGAGAGUGUGGAGGAUCAUGGCUGCAUUAUUGACAUAGGUGUCAACGGAACCAAAGCUUUUCUGCCUGAAGAAGCCAUGAAAACAGAACAAAACCAACUACGAGAGCUCAGAUUGGGUCAGUAUCUGACCUGUUUAGUGGAGCGGGUCAAAAACGACGGACGCGUAGUCAGCCUCUCCGUGAACCCGGCUGCUGUCGCUCAGGCGUGUGCUGAACCCAGACAGGGCUGGAGCCUCAGCAACCUUCUGCCGGGCCUUUUGGUCAAAUCUACCGUCAAAAAGGUGACCAAACACGGGCUGCUGCUGGACUUCCUGUCUUCCUUCAGUGGCCAGGUGGAUUUCCUGCACAUGGAGCCUGAACCGACAUCUACCUACACAGAGGGACUUCAAGUGCAAGCGUGUGUUCUCUACGUGGAGCCGUCCUCCCGGCUGGUGGGACUCAGCCUGCGCAGACAUCUCCUCCAGCCCAGUUCCGGAAUCGAACCCUCUCCUGCUGAGGGGGACCGGAUUGGGGAAGUGCUGAAGGGGUGCAAGUUGGCAGCCAUGCACCACAAGUCCGGAGCUGUGCUGGAGUUGCCGGACGGAAGCCCAGCGUUUGUGCACAGGAACCACCUGAAGGAGCCGAACGAGCCGACCAAUGAGAACAGAGUGUACGCAGCACCUGAGCACACCUGCAGGAUCCUGGACUUCAGUCCCAUGGAACAGAUUCAUUUUGCCACUUUACGAAAGAGCGUGAUUGAGAAGCCCUUUUACAGAUACCAGGACCUGAAGGCUGGUCAGGUGGUGGAGGGGACGGUGUCGGUCCUCCUGAGUCAUGGGAUGGUGGUGCAUCUGUCGGACCACAUCAAAGGUCUGGUGCCUCGCACCCACCUCUCCGACAUCGUCCUGAAGAACCCAGAGAAGAAGUAUGCGCCGGGCAUGAAGGUGAAAUGCCGGGUUCUGUCCGUAGAUCCCGAGGGUAAGAAGCUGUACCUGACCCGAAAAAAGGCUCUGGUGGAGAGCCCCCUCCCUCUGUUCCUCACUUACUCUGACGCGCGUCCCGGCCGCGUGUCGCAUGGCUACGUCGUCUGCAUCAAGGAUUUUGGCUGCAUUGUCCGUUUCUACAACGAUGUGAAAGGCCUGGUGCCGCUCAGCGAGCUCAGCUCCGAGCCCGUUGUCCAUCCGGAAGAUGUCUUUUAUGUUGGACAGGUUUUAAAAGCUGCAGUUCUUCAGUGUGACCCAGAGAGAUCCAAGAUGAUUCUGUCAUUUAAGGCAGCAGUGGAGGGAGGUGCUGCCGAGGCCACUGAGGCUCAUGUUGACUGUGACGUAGGGAAGAGGCUGGAAGCAAAGGUGGUGAAAAAGUCUGUCAACGGUCUGGAGGUGGCCAUCCUACCCGAUGAAAUUCGUGCCAUCUUACCCACAAUGCAUCUGUCUGAUCACGUGUCCAACUGCCCUCUGCUGUGGGAAAGCCUGCAGGAGGGGGACGUCAUCUCGGACGCCGUCUGCUUCAACAGAAUCAACCUCAACAUCACUCUCACCAAGAAGCCCGCGGUCAGGAGGAUUUUGGAGGAAGGAGCAGUCGCCAAAAACUUCUCUGAGCUCACAGUGGGAAUGCAGCUAGUUGGAUGGGUGAAGAACAUCAUGCCCUAUGGCGUCUUCGUGGAGUUCCCCUACGGCCUUCUGGGUCUCGCUCCCAAAUCUGCAAUGAGCGACAAGUUCAUCAGUGACGCGACCGCCGCCUUCCAGCUGGGCCAGACCGUCUUCGCCAAGGUGACCAACCUGGAUGAGGAGAAGCGGCGAUUCCUGGUCACACUGAAGAUCUCCGAGGUCAUCUGUCCAGAGGGAGACGUCUAUACCAGACUGAUCAACGGUCUGCAGGAGAGGAAAGCUGUGAAGGAAAUGAUGUCCUCCAGAGACGGUGCAGAGCUUGCCCAGAGUCUGGCUGCGCUGUCAGUGGGCGAGCGCCUGAUGCUGACGGUGGAUUCUGUGAAGGACAGCGGCGCCAUCUUUAAGUCAGACCGCCUGACCAGUGCCACGGUUCUGGCCAGCAAACAACACAUGACGGGGGUGAACCUGACUGUCGGACAGAAGGUUUCAGCCCCCGUCCUUCACGUCGACCUUCUCUCUGCUUGUGUCUACGUGUCCGUCCUUCCCAAGCUGGUGGGGAAAAAGAAAACGCUGAAUAAAGGUUACAGAUACACUGCCACGGUGCAGCACGUCGACACCGACUUCGCUGUUGUUUCUCUGGGCGACACGGCACAGCUGGCUGUGAUCCAGACCAGGAACCACCUGAACGAGGUUGUCAUUCAUGAGUCUGAAAAGCUGGACGUAGGGAGAACUUUCCCUGUUCAAGUGGUGGAGGCCAGCUGCGAGGAGCUGCAAGGCCUUCCCCUGGUGUCGUGGGAGCACAGAGCACCCCAACGCCAGCGCACCACCUCAGAGGGCCAGGCAGGCUCCCGGGGCCACCGCUUUGGAGAAUUCCUGCAGGGCACGGUGCGCGCCGUGAAGCCCACCUGCAUCCAGGUCACGCUGGAGGACGGAAGCAAAGGCAGUGUGCACGUGUCCCAGGUCGUGGAGCCCAGCCAAGUGCGUGUGGGAUCCUUCCCGACAUCCUCGGUGAAGGUGGGCAGCCGGGUCACCGCCAGGGUAAUUGGGGGAUGGGAGGCUUCCAGUAACAGAUUCCUGCCUUUCUCUCAUCCCAGGUUUACUUACACCAUUCCGGAGCUCACACUCAUACCCAGCAAACUGGACGAGAACGUCGAUUUACCAUCAGUUUCAGCCAAAGAGAAGCUGGAGCUCUACAAGGCGGGUGAUGAAAUCACCUGCUUCGUGUCAAAGUUUCAUGCUGACCGGAGGUCGUUGGAGGUCACCACUGAUCCAAGUGUCACCGGGACGGUGGAGCUGCUUGCCAUGAUUACCGACCCUAAGGAUGCUGGUCACCCCGAAAAACUGUACAAGCUGGGCCAGGCAGUACGUGCCAAAGUGGUGGAAGUGGGCGUCAAACCUUCUCGCUUCGUGCUCUCGCUCACAGGUGUUCAUAAACUGCAGGAAGGCAGCUCGAGUUUGGGAAUAGUGACCGCCGUUCAUCCACAGCUCGGUCUUCAGGUUAAGCUUCCCUUCAGCAACACCGGCACCGCUUCUGUCAUGGACCUCACCGACGCCUACCGGCCAAACCAGCUGAGCGUGUUCAGCAAAGGUCAGCUGGUCAGAUGUUUCCUCCUGUGUCAAGAAAAAGAAAAGUGGCAUCUGUCUCUGCGUCCUUCAAGGCUGAACUCAAAGCAGCCUAAGGCUGUCAAAGACCCAGAGGUGAAGACUUUGGACGAGCUCCAGGCAGGACAGAUCAUCAGAGGCUUUGUCAAGUCUGUGGGAGAGCAGGGAGUCUUCAUCAGGUUGUCGAGAACAAUCAUAGGAAGAGCCCAGCUUCAGCAGGCCACACAGUACUUUGUCAACAGCCACAGCGUGUUGGCAGAACAUCUGCAGCCCAACUCUCUUCUCAGCACAAAAGUCCUCAGCAUCGACAAAGAGAAGGAGUUUGUGGAGCUCUCCCUGCUUCCUGCAGACACGGGGAAGCCCGACGUCCUGCCAGAGUCCCUGGACCUGCCGCUGCGUCUCACUGGAGAGCAGAAGCAGAAGCACGACCUGAGGCAGAAGAGGAAGCGCCAGCUGUCUGAGGGUGAACAGAAAGGAGAAGAGUCCCAGAUACCAACAAAGAAUAAGAAGAAGAAAGAGAAAAGGAGAGCGAAGGCUGAUGGGGAAGACAGCGGAGUGGAAGUGUACUUCAGGGAGGAAGACGAGGAUGAAGAAGCAGAAGACAAACCAAGAAGAUCAAAGGAGACUCCCGGCUCAUCCGGUCCGUCCAGGCUGCAGGUGACGGCAGGUUUCUCCUGGGAUGAAGGUUUGAGCGCCUUGAAGCCCCCGUCUGCUGCUCAGGAUGCAGAGUCCAGUGACGCCGAAGAUCAAGACAGAAGUGAGAAGACCCAGAAGAAGUCGCGCCGUGAGCUGGAACAGCAGAAGAAGGCAGCAGAGAGGGCUCUGGUUCAGCGUGAGGCCGAGCUGAUGGACCCGAACCUGCGACCGCAGGAUGACUCUGCCUUUGAGCGCCUGAUCCUGGCCUCCCCCAACAGCUCCCUGCUGUGGCUGCAGUACAUGGCCCACCACCUGCAGGCCACGCAGAUCGAACAGGCCCGUUCUGUUGCGGAGAGGGCCCUCAAAACCAUUUCCUUCAGGGAGGAGCAGGAGAAGCUGAACGUGUGGGUAGCCUUGCUGAACCUGGAGAACAUGUACGGAACGGAGGAGAGCCUCAAGAAGGUGUUCGAGCGAGCCGUGCAGUUCUGUGAGCCCAUGCCUGUGUACCAGCAGCUGGCAGACAUCUACAGCAAGUCCAACAAAACCAAGGAAGCAGAGAGCUUGUAUAAAACGAUGGUGAAGCGUUUCCGUCAGAACAAAGGGGUUUGGCUGAGCUAUGGCACCUUCCUUCUGCAGCAGGGUCAGAGCGACGCUGCCAGUGCUCUCCUGCAGAGGGCGCUAGCGAGUCUGCCUGCCAAAGAAAGUGUCGAUGUGAUUGCCAAGUUUGCUCAGCUGGAGUUCCGUUACGGCAAUCCAGAGACGGGUCGGAACAUGCUGGACAAGGUCUUGACGAGUUAUCCCAAGCGGACGGACCUGUGGUCCAUCUUCAUCGACCUCGAGAUCAAACACGGCUCCCAGAAGGAAGUCAGGGCGCUCUUCGAUCGGGUGAUCCACCUCAGCGUUUCUGCCAAGAAGAUCAAGUUCUUCUUCAAGCGUUACCUGGAGUACGAGAAGAAGCACGGCACAGCGCAGAGCGUCCAGGAUGUCAAAGACAAAGCUGUGGAGUUUGUGGAAGCUAAAGGUGCGGAAGCUUCCAGCUGAAGGAUCAAACUGGCUCCUCCGGUUAUCGUUUCUGGACAUGAAAGCUGGAUAUCUGCGUCAGAUCAGACUUUUGAGGGCAGCUGUUGCUCUUUUUGUAUGAGAACGUUUUUAAGGAUCAAAGCAGAACUUCUGUAACUCCGACAGGUUUUCUAUGAACUUUCUUUCAAUAAAUCCAACACAUGA
Messenger RNA from Oryzias latipes (Japanese medaka), 5700 nucleotides. It is a transcript of the gene pdcd11, whose product is annotated as programmed cell death 11. The record is from RefSeq and is a predicted model, not a curated record. Gene Ontology annotation, biological process: rRNA processing. Gene Ontology annotation, cellular component: nucleolus; small-subunit processome. Gene Ontology annotation, molecular function: protein binding; RNA binding. NCBI's taxonomy places the organism in Eukaryota, Metazoa, Chordata, Actinopteri, Beloniformes, Adrianichthyidae.